AUGACGCACCACGGGGUUAACACUCAGCGCCCGAGAAUGACGACGGUGCCGCUGGAGCGUCCAAUCCCGAGCCCUAGGCGACGAAAUCGUCUAAAUGAGGGACUUCCACAGCCUACAGCAAAUUCGACACAUUUGCCGGCACAUAAUGUGACAUUUGCACCAGGGAUGGCACCACUGGGUGCGAAUUCACCUCAGCAUUCACACAGUGAGCACUGUGUGCUAUCUGGAAUGGGUGGUGGACCACAUUAUCAACCUGCGAUAUAUGGGAGAGUGUCGAAAUGGAACUUGAAGUUCUCCGGGUUAGGUAGCGCGCGCGUUGAAUCGUUUUUAAAUCGGUUGGAUGAAUGUUUGACGACGUGUGGUCAAAGUUUUGAGCGACAAGCUAGAUAUUAUAAUCGUCAUCACCGAGAUGAACGAAUUGCGGUAGGAGACGUCGUAAGGGUGCGACAGCACACGCUGUCACGCGGAGUUGAUCGUUUUUCGUCGAAGCUGGCGCGUAAAUACUCGCAGGAGACGUAUGUAGUUUCAAAAGUUAUUUCGCCGGUCGUUUAUAAAUUAGUGAGCGAGAAUAAUCGUCCAGCGGGACGAAAACAUGUUAAAACAUUGCGUUUAGUAGAACGUGCGCUCGAGAACGACGAUAUCGACGAAUAA
This is a messenger RNA of Cotesia congregata, 651 nucleotides long. NCBI's taxonomy places the organism in Eukaryota, Metazoa, Arthropoda, Insecta, Hymenoptera, Braconidae. The record is from the annotation of a GenBank genome assembly.